AACUUAGUAGACAUCAACAAAAGUGUAUAAAUCGUGCAUCUAGGACUAAAAUAGUCUUAUUUUCAUUAUGAGCUUUUGUUUAAAUGAAGUCCUAUUAAAUAGUAUCUGCUCAAUAUUAGUAAAGAUUCAUCACAUUUUAUCCGAGUGAAGCAUUCAUGCUUCUGCUUAUUUACGCUGCGUUUAUUCUGCCCGUCAAGCCUUUAUAUCCUAUUGAAUAGUUUCGAAUUGGCCAACACCAGUAUAAAACUUUCAAAAAUACCAAAAGUUCAUAUUAAUUAAAAAAGUGAGUUCUAUUUAUAAGAUAUCGACAUUUUUGAUAUUUUUCAGACAGACCAUGAAGAAAGAAAUCAGCUUUUUCGUAAAAUUGUUACAAGAGUUCUUCUCUUUAUUAAUCAUCGUCGAUCACAGAGUUUUUGCAGACAUCAGACUUGAGCCGUCUAAUGGCAUUGUAUCUGAAAACACAUCUUUUACAUGGAAUUGCACAUUUAGUCCAAUCGAUAGCUUUAUAUCCUGGAAAGUGAAUGAUAAUGGAACCGCAUACAUCGACCAACAAAAAUGUACUGGUACUGGAUUUCUAAAUGAAAGAGAUAAAUAUAAAACCGAUUGUGGCACUGGCUGGAUUUCCGUUCAAAUACGUAAUGUUAACAGAAACAAUAAUGGAGAAGAAUGGCAUUGUCAAAUUGUAGGGACAUUCCAAGGUCAGAAAGUAACGUUGCAAGUUCAAGGUAAGACCACACUCUUGAAUAUUUCGUCUCCUGAUUUAAAAAAAAUUGAAUAA
Molecule: messenger RNA, 778 nt
Organism: Ruditapes philippinarum (Manila clam)
Lineage: Eukaryota; Metazoa; Mollusca; Bivalvia; Venerida; Veneridae
Exons: 2
Coding region: 335-778 (147 amino acids)
Source: RefSeq, a predicted model, not a curated record